Rhipicephalus microplus (southern cattle tick) is the source of this 1511-nucleotide messenger RNA. RefSeq lists its product as uncharacterized. Lineage: Eukaryota; Metazoa; Arthropoda; Arachnida; Ixodida; Ixodidae. Gene Ontology annotation, cellular component: cytoplasm. The record is from RefSeq and is a predicted model, not a curated record. Gene Ontology annotation, molecular function: alpha-galactosidase activity. Gene Ontology annotation, biological process: oligosaccharide metabolic process; glycoside catabolic process.
GGAACAAUGAUUAUGCUUGCUUAACGCCGUUCUGCGAGCCGGUGAAAUCGUAAUCGACCAUCCGAUCACAGUGGUGCCUCGGAUCUGAUCAGAACUGAUUUGUCUUGAUUUUGCGGCCUAAUACACGUGAACGAGAAGCUGGGAAAAAUUGCUCGAGAGGAAUGCUUUGUUAGUUGCUAUGGAUCUGAAGCUGAUGACUUUGAUCACGUUGAGCGCGUUUCUGGCAUCAGGGAACUGUCUCGACAAUGGUCUCGCUCUAUUGCCUCCGAUGGGAUGGCGAACCUGGCAAAGAUUUGGCUGCAACACCGAUCCGGUAUUGCACUACGAUGAGUGCAUAAGCGAGACACUCAUCUCGGACAUGGCCGAUCGCAUGCUGGUGGACGGCUACCGCCAGGCCGGCUACGAGUACAUCAUCGUGGAUGACUGCUGGAGCGCCAAAUCAAGAGACGCCCAAGGGAAUCUAGUGGCCGAUUCUCUCCGUUUUCCGAGAGGAAUGAAGACCGUCGUGGACUAUGUACAUUCCAGGGGCCUCAAGUUUGGCAUACACACAGGAAUAGCAGCGAAAACGUGCAGUGGGUAUCCAGGAAGCCUCAAUAACUUUGAGCGUGAUGCCAAGACGUUCGCAGACUGGGGUGUUGACUUUGUCAACGCAGAUGGUUGCAACAUGGACCUCAGGAAGAUGGAUGAACUGUAUUCACAAUUUGGACGAGCCCUGAACGCCACAGGCCGGCCUAUGCUCUACUCAUGCGAGUGGCCCAUGUACCAGGCGCAGUCCGGUAUCGAGCCUGACUACGAGAAAGUAGCUAGGACCUGUAACAUCUGGCGGAACUACGCCGCAUUGACGUACAACUGGAGCCAGAUAUACGACGCGGUGCAGUACGAAUCCAAUCAUCGUGACCUUCUGGCAAACGUCACAGGUCCGGGCGCCUGGACUGACUACGGAACGGUGGUCGUGGGCAACUACGGUUUGUCCGAGUCUUUGCAGCGUUCCCAGAUCGCAUACUGGGCGGUGGCACCCUCUCCGUUGAUUCUGUCGGUGGACUUGCGCAGUGUAGACAACGUAGCACGGUCCUUGAUGCUCAGCCCCUACGUCAUCGCCGUCAACCAGGACCCACUGCGCGCUAUGGCCAGCCGAAUCCCACAGAAAAACAACCUGGAUGUGUGGACCCGACGGGUGAUGCCUCGACUUCCCAGUGGCGACAGUUCCAUGGUCGUGAUGGUACACAACCCGAGCAUUCGUGGAGGUCCACUUGCCUUUGCGGUUACAAUCGCCGACUUAGGCCUACACAACCCACGCGGCUACGUGCUGCAGGACGUGCUCAACAACAACGCACUCAUUGGUCUGUUUUACCCAGGACAAACACUGAGCGUUGCGGUUCCGCCGCUGGACGUGAUUCUUUUCAAGGCAACCAUCACUGACCGGUGACGGCAGGUGAUAUAGCAUGUACCUAUUUAACGAGGGUUCAUUGACAAGCUAAUAAAUUGGCACCCGUGAAAAUUCUCUGUACGCA